Phaeoacremonium minimum UCRPA7 is the source of this 573-nucleotide messenger RNA. Its product is annotated as putative n-acetyltransferase 5 protein. Gene Ontology annotation, cellular component: NatB complex. The transcript has 2 exons. The record is from RefSeq and is a predicted model, not a curated record. Gene Ontology annotation, molecular function: protein-N-terminal amino-acid acetyltransferase activity. NCBI's taxonomy places the organism in Eukaryota, Fungi, Ascomycota, Sordariomycetes, Togniniales, Togniniaceae. The coding region runs from base 1 to 573 and encodes 190 amino acids. Gene Ontology annotation, biological process: N-terminal peptidyl-methionine acetylation.
AUGGCCAAUUUCCGGCGAUUUAGGCCGGACGAUCUCAACAAGCUCUCCAAAUGCAAUCUUGAUCCGUACACGGAGACCUACGAGCUUGGGUUCUACCUACAGUACUACGCAAAAUGGCCUUCACUGUUCCAGGUUGCUGAGGAUCAAGAUGGAAAUAUUAUAGGCUACAUUAUGGGCAAGUUGGAGUCCUCGCCAGACGUCUAUCAGUUCUCUGAGCAUUAUUUGCCCUGGCAUGCUCAUAUUACCGCCGUGACUGUCGCGCCCGAGGCUCGUCGCCUGGGUAUUGGAAAACUGCUAACUCAGCAUCUCGAGGCCGCUGCCGACGCUAACAAUGCAUGGUUCGUUGACCUAUUCGUCAGGGAGACAAAUCACAAGGCCAUUUCUUUCUAUAAAAGUAUGGGCUACAGCGUCUAUCGAGUCGUCAAAGACUAUUACGGUGACCACUCUAGCGACCCAAAUGCGUCUGGUGAAGAUGCUUAUGACAUGAGAAAACCUAUGAAAAGGGAUGUGAAAAAGGAGCAUAUCAGAGAGGACGGUAUGAAGCACGAGGUGAAUCCCGAAGAUGUGUGGUGA